Colletotrichum truncatum is the source of this 1203-nucleotide messenger RNA. RefSeq lists its product as uncharacterized. Lineage: Eukaryota; Fungi; Ascomycota; Sordariomycetes; Glomerellales; Glomerellaceae. The record is from RefSeq and is a predicted model, not a curated record.
AUGCACCAGCAGGCUCUGCGAUCGGCCGGCAGCCGGAUAAAGCCAGACGUCGUUGCCGUCAAGACGUGCAUACGAACCUUUUCCACCACGCAAUUGCGCGCCGCCGAUCCCUCCAACACUAGCAGCAAUGAGAAGGGCGCCGCCCCUAGACAGCCGACCGGACGAGAGCGAUCCCGCGCCGCCGCCAGCGAAAUCGGUCAAUUGCUGAGAGGAGGUUCGAAUGCUAAGCCUCUGUCGUCCGGUGGCCCCAAUGCUGCCGCCGCCCCCGCGAAACCCAAGGUCAUCGACAUCAAGACCCUACCCACCCGCGGCGGCUCCAACUUUGUCAAGGUCCCCUCGAGCUUCAGAGGACGCGGCGGCGGCGCUGGUUUGGGACGAGGAGGACGCCCUGGGCUCCAGAGUGGCAGAGGAGGAUUCGCCGCGCGCGGAAGAGGAGGCAGCGCCAGAGGCGGUCGCGGCGGUCGUGGUGGUGGUGGUGGUGGCGGCCGUCCGCCCCGUAGAAGGAGGGACGGCGAGGAGGACCCAAGGGAGAGGAAGGACCGCGCGGAGGAGUGGGAGCGGUUUUACCGUCCCGAGACGGCGGAGGAGCACGCGUGGUACCAGGGCCGCGACCACGGCGUCGCCGAGGCGUUCAAGCCCUCCAUGACGGCAGAGUCGCUGCUCGGCUUCACGCCCGCGCUGGCCCUCGGCCAAUCCGUGACCGCCAAGGAGAGCUCCGUCCUCUUGAAGCUGAGGGACGUCGCGGGCAACGCGAGUUACUCGCCCGAUAGCUGGCAGCUGGCGGAGCACGUUGCCAAGGACCUCGCGUACAAGGGCAACGGUGUGCAUUUUUUCAGCAGCAUCGAGGAGAAGACGCAUUUCCUCAAGACCAUCAAGGAGAUGCCCGAGGACAAGAUGUCGAGCUACGUCAAGGCGAUCCGCGAGGCGAAGCUGGAGGAGGGCGCCGAGAAGGCCGUGAGGGAGUACAUUGUCGAGCGCACCAUCAAGGGCAAGCACCAGGCGCCGCAGUCUGUCGCGGUCGGCAAGGAGCCGGCGAAGAUGGCCGCUCAGGGUAUCAUUCACAACUCGUCGUAUCACCUGGACGAUUCAAAGAAGUUUGAUGCUAAGAUUGCCUCGCUUGUCGCUAGAGCCAAGUCUGCUGCUGCUGCUGCUGCUGCUCCUCCUCCUGCCAAGGGCAAGGCCGCGAAGGCUGCAAAGGCUUGA